Messenger RNA from Naegleria fowleri, 930 nucleotides. RefSeq lists its product as uncharacterized. The record is from RefSeq and is a predicted model, not a curated record. Gene Ontology annotation, molecular function: protein kinase activity; ATP binding. Bases 1 to 930 code for a protein of 309 amino acids. Gene Ontology annotation, biological process: protein phosphorylation. The transcript has 2 exons. Lineage: Eukaryota; Heterolobosea; Eutetramitea; Acrasida; Naegleriidae.
AUGACCCAAGUAAUUCAAAGUUAUGAAUUGCUACUUCAAAAGUUGGUGAGCAAUCAUAUCGGAAGUGAUUCCUCUUCUUCCUCAACGACUCUAGAUUCCGUUGAUUUGCAAUUACUGUAUCAAGAUUCCUAUCCAACAAAUAUUCAUGUUCCAUUUACGGUCAAAACAUUUCUCUCCAUAUGCAAAGCUUUGAGUGAACUGCACUCAUGUAAUAUUAGUCACAACAGUAUCCUACCAAAGAAUGUUCUAGUGCUUGCGAAUGAUCUGCAACAAAUCCUUAAUGCAGAGAUUAUUCUACAAAUACCAAGUUUUGGUCUUGAAACUAUUAGAGACACUUUAAACGACGAACAUGUCACAUAUUUUUCAAGACAAGCAUUUGAGAAUGACAAUGAACCAUUCUCCACAUCUAAUGACAUUCACAUGCUAGGAACAAUGAUUCUUGGUGUACUGUUUAAGGAGGAAAUUGAUCCAAAGUUACUCGAUAUCGACGAUUGGAAGAAUGAAAUGCAAAAUAUUAAAGACAGAGUAUAUAGAGCGUUAAACCCUGAAGGUUUGCACAGUGACUCAAUUGACGUUCAAUUGGAAGUGGUCUUGAAGAAGAUUCUAAAUAUUGCCUUAGAUUGUUUGUCUCCUCAUGAACAAGACAGGCCAAGCAUUUCUGAUGUGUUACAGAUUUUUACAAUCUGUCAAGAAAAAUUGUCUGAUCAUGACAAUGAACGAGCUGAGUUAAUGCCUUCAAGAAAACCCAAACCACAAGUAGCCACCAAAGCCAACAUUGUUGUUCCAGCAAUUGAUUACAAUGAUGAUAUUAACACAAGAACAAGAUCAGACUCCAUCAAUUCUGAGACAUCAGGACGAAAAUCUAGAUCGUGGAAAGCAAUCAUCAAACCUUUCACGAAUUUAUUUGUUAAGAAAACAAAAAAGACGUAG